AUGCUAUACCUAGGUGUCGUAACGCGAUUCGAUCUUCAGACGUACCCCCUGAUCCCCACACAAUACACCAUCAACAUCUACGACGUGUCCGACUAUGCCGCGAUCCUGCGCGCCGCGGUAGACGUGCAGGAGGCCAUGGAGACGGACCCCAAGAUCGGCCUUUUCGUCAACGUCCGCUCCACCUAUGUUGCCGUCGGGCUUCUGUACGCCGAUAUCCCCUCCGAGCGACCUAAGGCGUUCGACUCGUUCUUCAACCUGAAGAGUUUGAUCAAGGCCGCCGUGCCGACGACGAAUGGCACGAUAUACUCGUUGGUGACCGCGAUCUCGUAUACUAGUCCUUCAGCCAGACGCACACAAUCAUCAGUCACUACUCGCUUCUCGCCCGAAUUAUAUAUCAAGGCGCACGAGCACUAUCUUCAAGCCGCGAAGAACUUCGUUGGUGAACUGUUCUACAUCAUCCAGCCCCUGUCGACCGGCGCGGUGAAGGAAGGAAGAAAAAGGGGAGGCAAUGUUCUCGGGCUGGAGGAGAUACCUCAGACAUGGUGGAUUAUCUCCGGCGUUUGGACCGACUGCUCGCAAGACUCCCUCGCCGUCGCAGCCGUCGACUCCUUCCGGCAGCACAUCUCCUCGAUCGCGGCGGAACAGAACGAGCUGCUCGACUACGUGUUCCUGAACGACGGCAGCCCGACGCAGACAGUACUAGACAGCUACGGCGCCGCGAACGUGCAGAAAAUGAAGGAAGCGGCGGCGAAGUACGACCCCGAGGGCGUAUUUCAGAAGCUGCAGAAUGACGGGGCGCUGCUGAGGAAAAUCUGA
This is a messenger RNA of Hypoxylon fragiforme, 816 nucleotides long. RefSeq lists its product as uncharacterized. The transcript is spliced from 3 exons. NCBI's taxonomy places the organism in Eukaryota, Fungi, Ascomycota, Sordariomycetes, Xylariales, Hypoxylaceae. Bases 1 to 816 code for a protein of 271 amino acids. The record is from RefSeq and is a predicted model, not a curated record.